Populus nigra (black poplar) is the source of this 2645-nucleotide messenger RNA. RefSeq lists its product as uncharacterized. Gene Ontology annotation, molecular function: protein binding. The record is from RefSeq and is a predicted model, not a curated record. The coding region runs from base 348 to 2240 and encodes 630 amino acids. The transcript is spliced from 4 exons. Lineage: Eukaryota; Viridiplantae; Streptophyta; Magnoliopsida; Malpighiales; Salicaceae.
CUUAAAAAAUAGCAGUGCUUGAGAGACUGCACUGUUUUCAUUACAACAGCUACCAGGGCCUCUCUCUCUCUCUCUCUCUCCCCGCUGUCAGAAUCAAACAAAUCCGAGAACACCGUUCCCCUUUUUCUCAGACUCCACUUCUGUUUCUCUCUAGCCAUUUCUCAGUCUCUAACAAGAGCGAACUCAAAAAAGCAGGCCUUACUUUAAUCUGCUUUCAGACAGCACAGGAGAAAAACACCUUUUUCUUCCUUUUUCCUGACAAAUUCAUUGUUGUUCUUCUCCUUGCUUAUCUCUCCAAGGAACCCUCUUUCAACGUUUAUGAAUUCAGAGUAGUUGACUGUCUGAAAAUGGAUAAAGUAUCCCCCGACUGUCCAUAUCCAGGAUGCUUUUUUUGUGUCAUGAAGGAAGGGAAUCCAAGUAAGCGCAGAGCUAGUAUACUGAAAUUCUUCAGAGAACUUCCUUCGCAGGAUGAUGAUGGCCAGGUUCUCCCAAUCAGUGGCCUUUGGAACACUGCCAUGGCACAUCCAAAUGACCCUGAGUUCAUUGAAUUGGGAAUAUUUGAAUGCAUGGUUGCUCUUAUAUGGAAAGGCUUAAAGAAUCGCCGCUGGCUUUCUCAUGAUCAGAACAUAUACAUUCCUUACUAUGCAGCUCAUAUUAUCGGAUCCUACACCAUGAACAUGGAAGAGUUUGCAGAAAGUGCUAUCCAUGCUGGUGUAACUCCUCCCUUAGUUGAGCUCUUGAGGGGGAGGUUGACAUGGGUUGAACAAAGAGUAGCGGUACGGGCACUAGGACACUUGGCCACAUACACCAACACUUUCCCUGCUGUGGCAAGUCAUGGUGAAAUCCUUGAACUCGCCAUCCAACUAGCAAUGAGUUCACUAGAAAUAGUUUACUCACAUUUUUACCAAUACGCUGAUAGAAGGCUUAGUUAUCAUUGCGAUUUGCUUACCCGUGGCAUGGGUGGUGUUGAAAUGGAGUCCAGGAAAGCAGAGGAAUGGGCUAGUCAGUUACAGUGCUGGUCACUUCAACUCAUUAAUUGCUUUGCUUUCAAGCCCGAAUUUCUUCCUACCAUAUGCAAGCCUGAAUUCUUGGUAAAACUGCCAGGCAUGUGGGGUGGGCUUGUUAAUGAAAACUCACCUGCUGGUAUUGGUUUAUUAAGAACAAUCUGUCAUCAUAAGCUUGGUAGGGGACCUGUUGCUAGCUGUCCUGGUAUUAUUGAAGCAUUGUGUAAUAUAGCUAGGUCAUCAGAUGAUUGGCAGUAUAUGGCUAUAGACUGUCUUCUUUGGUUGAUCCAAGAUCCAAGUUCAUGCCAUAAGGUCAUUGAUAAGGCAGUACCUGCACUUGUAGACCUAGCAGAGAUUACAAAUCUGGGCGAUCACAAAAAACUAGGGGACUACAUUGUUAAUGUUCUUCAGGAAUGUUUGCAAUCACAAGGGACAGGGCGCAACCCUAUCAGUAAUCAUGUGAAGGAACUGAUCGAGGAACUAUUGAAUUCCAAACAGAGAUUGAAAUGGGAAAAGAGCAUGCCCAAGGAGGAUCUCCAUAUUAAACAGGCAGCUGCACUGGUGGUCAAGCUUGAAGGAAAUUCCCUAUUCUCAUCAGGAAACAUAGCGGGAGCUGCAUCAAAAUACUCAGAAGCAUUGUCAUUGUGUCCAAUGAGAUCCAAAAAAGAGAGAGUUGUUCUGUACAGUAAUCGAGCUCAGUGUCAUCUUCUGUUGCAACAGCCAUUGGCAGCAAUAAGUGAUGCUACACGUGCACUCUGUCUCCACAGCCCUCUUAACCGACAUGCCAAAAGCCUUUGGAGAAGAGCUCAAGCUUAUGACAUGCUUGACUUGGCAAAAGAGAGCUUGUUAGAUGCCAUUUUGUUCAUUAAUGAAUGCUCUCAGUCAAAUGAUCCUGACCUCUCUUUGAGGCAGAACAAAGUUCCUGACUAUGCUGAGCGACUAGUCAAAAAGCAGAUGCGUGCAGCCUGGUUAUUUAGAGAGGCAGCCAUCAAACAUGGGGGUGUCCAUGGUGAGGGAGAUGCUGGUGACGUCUAUGGCCAGGAAAGUGAUGGUUCAGAAUGGGAAACAGCGAGUGAAAGUGACAUAGGAAACGAUGGAAGGGCUGAAAUGGGUGACGACGAUGACGACGAUAGUGAAUGGAAGAACGAGGAUAAGAGGAAAGAUAAAUAUGAUAAAGUAACAUUAAAAGAUUUAAAGCAUGGGUACAAUGUGCAUCUUGCGGAAGAUCAAUCUUGAAUCCGGGCCAGCUGGUGAUCGCUCAAAUGUUGACAUAAAUUCAAGCAACGAUGGAGAGGCACCAUGAAAAUAGGUCAGCACGAGUCAUUCAAAACUACCAACAAAUCCUGUAUGGUUUCAUGAGAAGCAAGUACGAUAGAAACAUGUGAUUGGCUAUGGUGUCCGUAAGCAAACUUGUUCCCCAAGUUUUGUUCAUUUCUUUAAUUUUUGUUCCCAGAUUCUUGUUGAUUUCACUGUAGAAAUUGAACGAAAAAAAGGUUUUGAUUGUAGAGUACAAUUUUAGUCUAGAGAAUGCGAAGCUUUUGAGUGAUUUAUGGAGGCUUGUGUAUAUAAACCAUCUGCAACUCUCAAUUCUUUUCUCUCGAGUGAUCAUUACAUAUAUUUACUAUGCAUUUUGGUGUCUUA